Molecule: messenger RNA, 1365 nt
Organism: Xylaria bambusicola
Lineage: Eukaryota; Fungi; Ascomycota; Sordariomycetes; Xylariales; Xylariaceae
Exons: 2
Coding region: 269-1156 (295 amino acids)
Biological process (GO): mitochondrial respiratory chain complex III assembly
Cellular component (GO): mitochondrion
Source: RefSeq, a predicted model, not a curated record
GGAUGAGCUCCAAAAUCUGCCAAGCUUUUUGGAGCAUGGGUUGGAACUUCCCUGUAUCCCAGUAGCUGUUCCGGUGACCCGCAAAAAGUGACAUUCAUUUUUUUCCCUACCUAACCUACCUAAGCUCUGGUGACUCGCGCAUCGUCGCUCAAUGACGUGAACCAAUCUUCAAUCGAGGUGUGCACCUCCCAUAAGACAGAAGAACACGCCACCCAAUGCUUAUGUUGCCAGAUAGGUCUCUGACCACUGAGCGCACACACAGGUAGCAAUGGCGUGUCGAAGCUGCAAGCGACAGCUUCUGCUGGUCGCUAGACAAGCCAACACCCCCGAGUUGUACAGCGGUGCCGCUGUUGCUGCCCAGCUCCGAGUCGCCGCCGCACGCGAACAGAGACGAGGCUUCCGAUGCACCCCGCCUAGAUCUGGCAUCUUGGACACCAUACGCAACAGCAUUCAGCGGUCUAGCGAACCGUACAGAGUGGUCGCAGCGACCAAGGAGAUCUACGACGCAUGCGCCAAGGCAGCGCCGUAUAAAAUCGACCCCAUAGCCGUUAGGGCAGGGACAAUACCCAAGACCGAGGAGGGCGAGGACAUAGGCGAGGGCAAGGGAAUGUGGCAUGACGAAUUCAAACUCCCGCCAACAUUCAGCACCUGGUCCCAGGUAACCAUGCUACACAUGUACCUCGUGUUCGCGCGCCUACGGAACCUGAACCGCGACGCCGCAAAGUCAUGGCAGGCACAGCUCGUCGACCACUUCUUCUUCGACGCCGAAGAGCGGAUGGAUCUGAGCCACGGGAUAUCGUCCCGAGCGCUGCGGGGCCGCUACCUCAAGGAUCUAUUCACGCAGUGGCGGGGUAUCGUAGCGGCUUACGACGAGGGCGUCGCCAAGGGCGACGCCGUGCUGGCGUCCGCCGUCUGGCGGAACGUCUUCAAGGCCCGCGAGGACGUCAACGUGCGCGAUCUCGCGGCUACUGUUAGCUGGAUGCGGCUUUGUCUGAAGAUGCUGGAUCAGAUGCCCGACGAGGCCUUGUUCACGCGCGCUGGAAGUGCGCUCCGAUGGCCUGCGAAGAAUGAGUAUGCUGUCGUUGAUAAUCCCACGAGGCAGCUUGCGGAUCAAUUGGCCUCGUUUACUACCACGCCGGCUGGAAAGGCAAACUAAAUCGAUAAAUGCAAGGAAAAAAACAAAAGCUAAGAUGUUAUGUAUGACUAUUAUGAGGAAGGACAGGGUGGGUUAGAAGCCAAGGUUCGGGACGUCAGAUGGCUCACUCAAAAGAUAGACACGGGCGUCAUGGAGAUAUCCCCCCUAAGUAUGUAUACAAUAACUAUGCCAAUUACAACAAUUGUAGAAAUUAAGAUUUAAAAAAAAAA